AUGAGCACCCUGCCACCCCUUCCUACUAUUUGCAUACUGAGUGUGCGCUACGUUACCGAGAGCUUUGUUGCGGAGCGUCAGACGGAAUGCUGGACUUUUCUCAGUGCCGUCGUAGAAAGGCAUUUUUUUUUUAUUUGGGUUUGCCAUCCACAAAUGGUGAGGCUGUUGUGGCUGGAACCGCAUUUAAAUAAAUAUGCAUCGGUGUGCAGCACCAUCCUCGGGGGUACUCCGAGGUGUGGAAAGGGUUCUGAGUGCAGCACGCAUAAACUGGGUCGUGAAAAUUCCGUGAUGCUACCGAUGCCACUGAACGAAGAUGCGUUGGACCAGCUUCGUGUGAUGUCUAGGCAUCGUCCGGAUUGUCAGGUGAGCACGUCGAGUUUGCGUAUCCACAGCUUUCUCCGUUGUUUGUUGUGGGGAAUUCGAUGCCAAUGGUCACGAAGAUUUGGAAAAAAGGUGCAGCUGGGAAAUCUGAUUGAUUGCGGCAGUUUUUGUGGCGGUUCAUUUUGGAUUAUUUCCCGGCCACUCCACUCUGGUGGCGGUAAAAAUAGCCAAAGUAAAUGA
Molecule: messenger RNA, 561 nt
Organism: Trypanosoma rangeli
Lineage: Eukaryota; Euglenozoa; Kinetoplastea; Trypanosomatida; Trypanosomatidae
Product: protein kinase
Exons: 1
Coding region: 1-561 (186 amino acids)
Source: RefSeq, a predicted model, not a curated record